This is a messenger RNA of Bombus terrestris (buff-tailed bumblebee), 5279 nucleotides long. It is a transcript of the gene AMPdeam, whose product is annotated as AMP deaminase 2. The transcript has 11 exons. The record is from RefSeq and is a predicted model, not a curated record. Gene Ontology annotation, biological process: AMP metabolic process; IMP salvage. NCBI's taxonomy places the organism in Eukaryota, Metazoa, Arthropoda, Insecta, Hymenoptera, Apidae. Gene Ontology annotation, molecular function: AMP deaminase activity. Gene Ontology annotation, cellular component: cytosol. The coding region runs from base 2153 to 4237 and encodes 694 amino acids.
GUUUCUCUUUUGCGUGUGAACUUUCGAAGAAAUCGAUGAUACGAGAUCCGACGAAUCAGUCGGUUUGCUAUGUGUUUCUUGUACGAUGGUACGAAUAUUCUUUUUGCAUCUGGCGAGUGAUUUUCAUCGGUCUUCGUAUGAAACGAAAAGUAUUAAGCUGUGCCAAACGUUUCUUUCGUUUUAUCAGGAAAUAAUAGAUGCACGGCAUUUUCUGUUAUUUCGUCGAAUUCCGUAUGAUCCAGCUUGUCCUACAGCUACCAUUACCACGAAAGAAUAGUAAGAAAACAGUAAGUAACAAAAGUAGUAAUAGAGCAAAAUGGAUCGUAACAACGUAGCUCAACGAAAUAAUACAAAACGGAAAAUGAGACUUUUGGGCAAUCUAACGGUUAGCUUGGAUAACGAACGAUAAGAUUGCAGAUCUGAUCGUUGAAUUAUGCCGUCUGACGACGCUUUUCGUUAAUUGCGGUUGAAAACAGCGGAAAGAUGAAUUUAAGACGUUUCACCUAAACCUUUAUAACUAGCAAGACGAAUUGAGCGAAGGGCUAUUUCCUAGCGUCGGUCUAUGCGGAUUUUUGAAGAAAUUCAGAGUACCUUACGUACGUUCGCCGUUGCAGCGCAGCGAUGACGCAACUGCAGAAAAAAAGGUGAUUUCUCAGGAGACGAAGCGAACGAGUUUGUUCGUGCGGUAAAACUUGUAAUUAAAUAACGGAGGAAAUGUUUUACAAUGUCGAGAUAAACAACGUGGUUCGCAUUCUCUUUGGUUUUACUUUUAGCUAUGUUUACGACACAACUUACGCCGUUAUUGCUACGAAGCGCGUUAGCUAACGACAAAUAUUUCAGUAGCGACGUUGCUUUCAUCCACCGGUCAACAACGUUCGGAAAAUUAUGAAACUUUAAAGGAGUGUCCAGACGAUCGAUAUUACCGUCAAUAUUUAAGGUUCUCAACGAUAUCGUACGUGGCAGACGCUGCGGAUGAUCGAUAUGCAAGGUGUUUGCUGUCCCAGUUUUGUUUUCCCGGCCAGACGCUGUCUGUACACGUUCUACGGGCCGAGAUAAGAAAAAAAAGUUAUAUAAACGUACGCCAUUGGAAGCAUCGUUAAAGAGUUAUGAGAAAAAAGAAAAGAUAUAAGCAACGAGCGGUGACGAACGUGCAUUACCACGACCCAAGGUAUUAAUAGACGAGAAACGUUUACAGCUGAUACUAGCCAGAAGCUAUCGUGAUUCUCGUACGACUUCAAGUACAAGUUCCUUUCAAGAUGUUCGGCAUUCCUGUCAAUACGAGAUUGGCAGCGGUGAAAGAUCGAAUUUAUUACCCUUUGAAGUUCCUGGUUUAUUACUCGUUGGAGUUGCGGUCGAAGAAGUACAUAUUAUGAUACCUUCCGACUACCACCACAUGCAAAUAUUCCUGAUCUAUUGCUACUUUAUACGGUAAUAAAGGAAGUUCGUUAAGGUAAGGCUGCUUUGCUGGGUCAUUUUAUCUCGUUUCAUUAUCCUUUUUCUCUUUUUUUCCGUUAUGAUCCCAUGACGGAGCUUCCAACGAUUGGUCGAUCAUCCGUUGCGACGAUAACUGACAAAUCAUGAUUUUAGGCUGAUCGAGAUCGAACGUUCCGAACUAUUCUGGUUUCGCGAUGAUGCGGUGUGUAGCGGCACAGCUGUCUUCGCGUGGUGAAUCUUUGAGAGCUUCACUCACGGGAUAGAAAGUAUCAGGUUGCCCCAAAAGUUUCUUUCGUUUUCCAAGGAAAUGAUGGAUGCACACGUUCCUCGCUUUAUAUUAUUUUAUCGAGUUAUGUGUGGUCCAUUUUGAUCAUGCGAUAGAGAUACGUGGAAAUAUCAGAGAUAAUACAACGUACGACACAUAGAGAUAAAGCAAAACGUGUUGUGCAUUUAUUAUUCCCUUAGAAAACGAAAGAAACGUGACUCAAAAACUCUACGAAUCUUGAACGACGUCGUGUCGUUGUUGAAGCAGAUGUGCGAUACGUUUAUCGACGUUUUUCCCUUAUCCUGACCUAUAGGAUAUAUCGACAAGGUUGGAAAAAACAAGGACGCCCUGUAUAUCGCCAGUACAAUAUCGAGAAACUUAAAUAUUGACAAUAAUAUCGAUCGUUCGUACGCUCCUCUAUAAUGGAAAGAUCAGCUAUGUCUGAGACUAGCGAUGCGUUUACUUCGAAGUUUACGAAUUUGCAGAGCUGCCAAGGAUUUAGAGGAACGUCGUAGCCAUUAUGAACCAUCGCUCGGGCCCGGUGUUCCCGAUGACGUCGAUCAUAUCUUCAAUCUCGAGGAAAAUGACUUCGUGCCACAUUUCCAGAGGGUCUCCAUAUCCGGCGAAGAUACUUCCGGGGUACCCUUGGAAGAUCUGCAGCAAGCGUCGCAGAUGUUGGUUCAGGCACUGGCAAUACGUGAGAAAUACAUGAAUAAUUCCAAACAGAGCUUCCCUUCUAUAACAUCGCGAUUUCUACGCAGCGUCGAUAAGAGGCCAGUGAACAGCGACGACGAAAUUCAGCACGAUGAUCGUAAAGCCAUUGCAGAUCAUCCUGUGCACGCACCUGCAUCUCGAGGAGAUCCGUGGCAAUGUGAAUUUCCUAUGGCAAAGAAUUACAUAAUUGCUCCCGUUAACGGUGUCUUCAAUUUGUACGCUAAUGAGGAAGAUUUAGCUAAUGGGAAGCCAGUCCCUUACUCGUAUCCUGACUUAGCCACUUUUGUCAGGGACAUGAACCUUCUUUGUACGAUGAUCGCCGAUGGUCCAUUAAAAUCUUUUUGCUACAGAAGACUGAGUUAUCUUUCGUCAAAGUUCCAACUGCAUGUGUUACUGAACGAGCUUAGAGAACUUGCCAGUCAAAAAGCAGUCCCUCAUAGGGACUUCUACAACAUCAGAAAGGUUGAUACCCAUAUUCAUGCAGCAUCUUGCAUGAAUCAAAAGCAUCUGCUCAGAUUUAUUAAGAAAACCUUGAAGAAUCACGCAGAUGAAAUCGUCACGUACUCCAAGAACAAAGAAACAAUGACUUUACGGGAGGUAUUUCAAUCGAUGAAUCUGACGACUUACGAUCUCAGUGUUGAUAUGUUGGAUGUGCAUGCGGAUAGAAACACGUUCCAUAGGUUCGACAAAUUCAACGCCAAAUACAAUCCAAUCGGUGAAAGUCGCCUGCGUGAAGUGUUUCUAAAAACGGAUAACUAUUUGAAUGGUAAAUUUUUUGCAAGAAUAAUCAAGGAAGUCGCUAGCGAUCUCGAAGAAUCCAAGUACCAAAAUGCGGAACUACGUCUUUCGAUUUACGGCAAAAGCCCAGAAGAGUGGGAUAAAUUAGCAAAAUGGGCAAUUCAAAGCGACGUAUAUUCGGACAAUGUGCGCUGGCUCAUUCAGAUUCCUCGGCUUUAUGACAUUUUUAAAUUGAACAAAUUGCUGACAAAUUUCCAAGAGAUAAUGAACAACAUAUUUCUUCCCCUUUUUGAAGUAACGAAUGACGCUAAUUCUCACCCAGAGCUACAUAAAUUUCUCCAAUACGUAAUAGGAUUUGAUUCAGUUGAUGACGAGAGCAAACCUGAAAAUCCUUUAUUCGAUAAAGAUGUCUGUCCACCUGCGGAAUGGGAUGAUGUUGAAAAUCCUCCUUAUGGAUAUUAUCAAUACUACACUUAUGCCAACAUGACCGUUUUGAAUCAUUUUAGAGCGGAACAAGGUUUAAACACCUUCGUCCUCAGACCUCAUUGUGGCGAAGCUGGUCCCAUUCAACAUCUUGUUUGCGGUUAUAUGAUGGCAGAAAAUAUCUCUCAUGGUCUUUUACUUCGAAAAGUGCCAGUAUUACAAUAUCUAUAUUAUUUAGCACAAAUUGGGAUUGCAAUGUCGCCUCUUAGUAAUAAUUCUCUUUUCUUAAAUUAUCAUCGUAAUCCAUUACCCGAAUAUUUAGCAAGAGGAUUGUGUGUAAGUCUUUCCACGGAUGAUCCCCUUCAAUUUCACUUUACCAAGGAACCGUUGAUGGAAGAGUACAGUAUUGCUGCACAAGUAUGGAAGCUUAGUUCGUGCGAUAUGUGUGAACUAGCGCGUAAUUCCGUGCUUAUGAGUGGUUUUCCACACAAGAGUAAACAAUACUGGCUUGGGCCAAAUUAUACAAAAGAGGGUGUGGCCGGUAAUGAUAUUACGCGAACGAAUGUACCGGAUAUUCGGGUGGCCUAUCGAUACGAAACAUUAGUCGACGAAUUGUCGAAUAUUUUUAAAGUUGUCGAAAAACCCGAAGCCGUUCCAUUUUAAUCCAUAGCGAUAGUACAAAAGAUCCUUGAACUAAUAUAACAAUUAUUCUACAAUCACAAAAUAGUAUUUAUAAAAUUCGACGAAACUGCGACGAGAAUUAUUUAUAAAAUGAAUCUUGUAACGUAAAUAAUUAUGUGAUGUAUGCUAAUAAUUGUUGUCAACUUUUAAUGAUACUUCUGCAAAAAGUUUCUUUUGUUGGUUAUCAAUUGGAUAUCACUCGAUAAUGUAUAUUACAAUAAUGUUAAUUGCAUGAUUUAUACGUGAUAAUUUUCCCUUUAAGAUGUUUUGAUAGAGAAAACAAGGUUAUUCUUAAGAGUAAAUGUAUAAACACUAAGUUAUAAGAAAACGUCUUUCACUCAGGUUCCAAAAUUUUAAUGUAAAACAGGGAGAAAUUAAUCUCAAAUUUUUCAUAUACGUUGACCAAUUUAAAAAUAGUUAGAUAUUAGAUGAAAUUCCAAUUUCAAGUGUUACUAAUCUUUAUUACAUAUAUGUAUGUGAAUUAAAUUAGAAUUGAGUAUCGUAUUAACUUUGUGUAAAAAAAUGUAAAAUAUUACAAAGCAGCAAUUCAUUUCUCAUAUUUUAGUCAUAUAAAGGUAUGUCAGUUCAGUUUUUUCAAUUUUAACGUUAUUUACUUACCUUUUUGUACAUUUAUACAGAAAUUGUGUAUUUGUUUUUAAAAAAUAUAUUUAACUCGAAUGUGGAUAGUUUAUUUCUGAAGUAAUAUUUCUCUGUAUAAUAUUUAUAUAUUUUUCAUCUUUAUUAAUAUUAAAUUGAAGGCACUAAAUGUAGUACCUCUUGUAAAAUAAUUAGAUUUAUAGCAAACAUAAAAUUUAUUUUCAGAUCAUUAUUAUGUAAUCAUUUGCUCCUUCGUUUUUGAGACAACUUUGUGAUGAACGAGCUUUUACUGGCAAAUAUAUGAUGAUAUAUCAACAUUCGUAACGAAUCCUAAUAUUGAAUAUAAAUUGUUGCUAAAUAGAAAUGGUGUAUGUAUUGUAUAAGGUAUAUCUUAUAAAACAAAAAUAUACUUGUACCAUCAAAAUAA